CUGACAACUCCAGGGUGAAGAAAGUUUCUGAUGAACUCCACCAACGGAGCGGAGCAGAGAACAGGCUUUGUGGAAUUCAGCUCCAACUACAUCGAUUCGCCCAAGGUCAAUACUUCAAAACAUUUCAAUUAUGAAAUGCUUACCUUGUACAUAUGUUUGUCCUCUGUAAUUGCGUGUCUUUCUUUGUUUGCUGAAAUCCAUACUUUUUCAAUAUAUGUUCAUCAAAAACCGCCAACUUGUUCCUUGUUGAGAUUCAAUUGGCACAUGCACACUUGCUCUGAGUUGCCAUCUUAGUGCAACAGCGAUGAGCAAACAGUCUGUGGUUGUAUUUGACUAACAUUUAUUGAAAAAGUAUGGAUUUAAGCUGUUGGGUUCUAACUUGAAAUAUCCUUAUUCAUUUUACCAUAUCCGAACUGGGUGUAUGGAAAUCUACUGAGUGAGAAAUGGGAGUGCAAAAAGUUUACAUUCUAUCAGAACAUGUUAUUGUUAAAUCUCAUGUAUCCUUUGGAGAGGAGAAGGGCAACAGCCUGGUUUCAGUCACUGAUAAGGUAGGACAGCCAUGAGUUAGGGAGGAGUGAAGAAUGUGGGCCGAGAUGCAUUGGCUAUCCAGAUGUGCAAGGAGGAGCCUCCACCUAGAAGGAGGGUAUAAAUAUAUGGGCCUGUGUAAACAUGUCUUUUCAGCUGUUUGACCCAAUGGGUGAAUAAACUUGGUUUGAGCUUUGACUGGUUGUCUGUUAGUUUUUCACUCUGUUUGUCAGAACCUAACAAAGCAAACAAAGGCACGCAACUCCAGAGGAUAAAUCUAGAGGCCUCAGGGUGUGUUUGCCACCGCUGUGUGAGCAAACAAUGACGGAGGACAGGUUGAAGGCAGACCCCUCCAAGCGGGAGGGUCUGGACUCAGGAGAGGGAGACACAGAGCCUAGCCUGCUGCUGCAGAAACUAAAGAGCAACAUCUCUAAGAAUAUACAGGGGAAAGUGGAUGUUAUCCUGCAAGAUGUGCAGCGCUUCUCUGACAACGACAAACUCUACCUUUACCUCCAGCUGCCUUCUGGCCCCAGUCCAGGGGAGAAAAGUCUGGCAAUGGCCCCGCUGGCACAACUUAGGCGGUGGUGUAUUUCUGCAUCGAUGUCAGCUUUGGAGGACAGAACACUGCCAAGCAGCAGCAGCAGCAGCAGCAGCAGCAGCAGCAGUGACCCCAGUUCCUUCAACACAGCUGACCAGCUGCACACCUGCAACUGGAUCCGCAGCCACCUGGAGGAGCACGUAGACACCUGCCUGCCCAAGCAAGACGUCUACGAGACAUACAAGAGAUACUGUGAUAACCUGCAGCACCGGCCUCUGAGUGCUGCCAACUUUGGGAAGAUCAUCCGUGACAUCUUCCCCAACAUCAAAGCCCGGAGGCUCGGUGGCAGGGGACAGUCCAAGUAUUGUUAUAGUGGAAUCCGUAGGAAGACCGUGCUAAACAUGCCACUGUUGCCAAACCUGGACCUGAAAAAUGACCCAUCGGAGCUGACGGAGCUGGUGCAGACCUACAAGCAAGAGGUGACGGAGGCGGCUUGUGAGCUCAUCUGUGAUUGGGCCCAGAAGAUCCUCAAACGUUCCUUUGACACAGUGGUCGAGAUCGCCCGUUUUCUUGUGCAGGAGCACAUCGUCAACCCACGCUGCAGCCAGGCUGAACUCGUCACUUCUGCCGCGAUGGCAGGAGGACCUGCAAAGCCCCACAAGGUUAUCAAGAAGAACCCAGUACCGUCAAAAGGAGGUGGGCCGGAGACAGAAGGGAGCAGCUCUGAUGCUAAGAGGGAUAAAGAAGUUGGGGAUCAGUCGUCGCCGGGGACACUGCAGUCCAGUGACAAGCCAACCAAAGGGGCGGAGUCAGUACGCCCGGGGGGUCGUGACCUGCAGGUGGAGGCUCUGAUGAAGCACCUGCCCCGAAUCCUGCCUCGCAGCUCCGUCCCGGAUAAGUCCCAAGGCGGCGCCCUCCCCGUCAUGAUCCUCCCCCACACCGUCAGCUUAUCCUACCCCGAAAAAGCCCCGCCGGUUACCAUGGUGCCCGUGGCACCGACAUCGGUGGUGCAGAGGGCCCGUGCCGUGACCAAACGGGCCCUCGAGGCUCCGACUGCAACCAGCGGAGGCCCCGAGCUGGGAGGCACGCCGGCCAAACGGAAACGAGGACGACCCAGGAAGCCACGGCCAGAGGACACCACCUCUCCGCAACCGCCCCCUCCGUCCCUACCUUCGGUCAACCAAGCCCACAUCAUGAAGUCCCUCACUGGAGGGGUGAUCCAGAAAGCCUGCUCGUCCUCCUCCUCUUCCCAGGUGGUGGAGGUCGUGUUCCAGGACCAGCAUGCCGUGGUGCUCGGCCAGCUACAUUCGGUAGCGGACUCUGGCAACCCAGAGCACCGGGGUGUGGUGCUCGAGACUGACCCACGGCCCCUGCUGCUGCUGCCAGGGACAAGCCACGCAAACUGGGACAUGGGCAGGGCCAUGGUAGAGGUCAUCCAGAGGGCACCGAGACCGCCCACCACCAAGAACAACAACAACUCCCAGUCUAUCCCCCAGCACCGCCUGCCCCUGCCCACUUUGCUGGAGAAUCGAGGUGAGGUGGAGAUCACCCUCACCCCCAUGGAGCCUUCGGAAGAUCUGCCGACCCCCACCACCCAGGCUAGCUCGGAGGGCCGCCCUGCGCCUGAUGACAGCACUAAGGUUGAAAGACCCUAGCACUGGCCCUCCCAGUCCCGAACCUCACCCUCCUUAUCCCAGAGACUAGGGAGCACUAAGGGACUUUAUACUACCCUCAGCAUGAAGAUAACCACCCCCAAUCUCCCAAUCAUCUUCUCCCAGGUAGCAAGCUUCAUCUGGCUCCACACAGUCCCUCUCCCAUCUUACCGAUUGGUGGAAAUCCAAGAUUGGCGGCACAGAGAGCCAAGAAGGGUUGAUGAAGCCAAACCGCUACAUACCCAUGUUGACCUUCCAUUAGCCCUUGCAUUUGACAAUGUAAAAAGGGCCGUUUAUAACUCUUUGCUGUGACUCUAACUGCAUGUUUUUCUUUGUAAUUGUGAGCGAAGAUAUAGACAAAUGCGGCUCCAUACUCCUGAGAUUGGAUUUCUUGUAGUUCUGAUGACGAGGAGGGGCUUUUUACGGGUUCGGACCAUUCGAGGGUCUAAGUGCUACUCUCCCCGAGAGGAACUCCCCUCAAAGCGUUAUUUUUUAAAUAUCUUUGGUUGUGUUAUGUUGAUGUUUGUAGUUGUGCUUUCAAAUAGACUUCCAGAGUAAAGGCGUCCGCAUGCAUCCCAGACUAAACAGUUUGGAAGAGUUUGGGCAUAUAUUAUGAUGACAUUUUGUGACGUUUCUGUUCAUUUUGGACUUCGGUAAGGAUUUUUCGGCUGUUCGGGAACACCCCAAAAAAUUCUAGAGGCAAGCCGAAGUCGGUAGCCGAAGUCUACGCCCCUUCGUCAGUAAUUGGUCAACAGUCGGGAUUCUUCAAUAAAGUCUUUGUUGUCA
Messenger RNA from Oncorhynchus gorbuscha (pink salmon), 3501 nucleotides. Its product is annotated as DNA-binding protein RFX5-like. Gene Ontology annotation, molecular function: RNA polymerase II cis-regulatory region sequence-specific DNA binding; DNA-binding transcription factor activity, RNA polymerase II-specific. NCBI's taxonomy places the organism in Eukaryota, Metazoa, Chordata, Actinopteri, Salmoniformes, Salmonidae. Gene Ontology annotation, biological process: regulation of transcription by RNA polymerase II. The transcript has 11 exons. The coding region runs from base 847 to 2718 and encodes 623 amino acids. The record is from RefSeq and is a predicted model, not a curated record.